Molecule: messenger RNA, 626 nt
Organism: Gekko japonicus
Lineage: Eukaryota; Metazoa; Chordata; Lepidosauria; Squamata; Gekkonidae
Gene: YBEY
Product: ybeY metallopeptidase (putative)
Exons: 4
Coding region: 261-626 (121 amino acids)
Biological process (GO): rRNA processing
Molecular function (GO): metalloendopeptidase activity
Source: RefSeq, a predicted model, not a curated record
CGGUCCCGUUGUCCGUUGGCGGGCGUUUCUAUGGUGAAAGCCCCCUAGGGAAGUUUUCUGCUUCGGCUUCCGGUUCUGCUUAGCAUCAAAAUUGCUGCCGAAAGGGCUGGCCGACGCACCCGCUAGAGCAACCUGCUCGAACCGUGUAUCUGUGAUUCUGAGCCGCUCCAGCUGCUGAUCCAUGCCUGGUGUCUAAUGGUGGGCCUUUUGGAAAAACUACUGUUUUGCCAACCGCUGUGUAUGCCUCACUUUUUAAUGAGAUGAGCCUCGUCAUACGUAAUCUGCAGAGAGCCAUCCCUGUUAGGAGAGCUCUGCUUCGCAAGAGAGUAGACCAGAUCCGUCAUAUUUUGGGCGUGCAGCAGUUUGACCUUGCCGUUAUCUGUAUCAGUAACCACCACAUUCAGCGACUCAACAGAACCUACAGAGCCAAGAACGUCCCCACAGAUGUGCUAUCGUUCCCUUUUCAUGAGGUGACCGUUGCUCACGGCUUGUGUCACUUACUUGGAUACAAACACAGCACGGAAGAAGAGUGGCAACAGAUGUUUGAAAGGGAAACACACAUUCUCCAGGAGAUAAACAGGUCGUCCGGCACGAAUUUACAACCUCUGACCAAAAAUCUCUUCUAG